Messenger RNA from Cladophialophora carrionii CBS 160.54, 345 nucleotides. RefSeq lists its product as uncharacterized. The record is from RefSeq and is a predicted model, not a curated record. Lineage: Eukaryota; Fungi; Ascomycota; Eurotiomycetes; Chaetothyriales; Herpotrichiellaceae. The transcript has a single exon. The coding region runs from base 1 to 345 and encodes 114 amino acids.
AUGGCAUCGACGAAGCCACAGCAACUAGAGAACCCUUCCACUCAAGACUCUGCCAAAGAGGACAGUGUCCCGUCCAACUCAGCACCUCUCGCUCUGCCACCACCUAGCGAUGUCUCAGCAUCCACGUCGACAUCACAAACCGUCAAGCUGGACGCUCUAGGACCCAUGGUGAUAAACUCCGACGGCACGCUCUCCCGUAUUCAUAACUGGGCUGAAAUGACUGAAGCCGAGCGGGAGCGGACUCUACGUAUCCUGGGGAAGCGGAAUCAAUUGAGGCGGGAGAACAUUCUUGCCACUGAAGGGGAAAGUGAGAACGGUACCGUGGCCGAUGGUGAGAGGUCAUGA